AUGUAUUCGCUAUGCUCUCCGCCACAGCUCAUCAACACUGCCAAACACCUGCAGCAGCAAACUCAGCAGCACCUGCAGCAGCAGCAGCAGCAGCGGGAACACCAGCACCCGCAGCAGCAGCAGCAGCAGCAGGAGGAGGAACAGCAGCAAGAGCAGCAGAAGGAAGAGGAGGUUCAGCAGAGUGUGAUGAUCACGUUUAUUCAUGGGGACGUGAAGCUAGAGAAUAUAAUGUUUCGUUCUGCUGCUCCUCACCCCGCCACACUAACUCUGGUGGACCUAGACGGGCUGACGCCGCUGCCGUGCGCAGCAGCGCGUGCUGCUCAGGCGUAUUCAAUUGCUGCUGCUGCAGCAGCAGCAGCAGCUCAGCAGCAGCAGCAGCAGCAGCAGAGUGCGGAGAGAGGUAUGAACGGUGUAACUUCUGUGGGUCGUUCUGACGCAGCAGCAGCAGCAGCAGCAGCAGCAUGCACAACCUCUCUGACUUCCCUAUUGAAUGGGGAAGGGGGGGCCCUUGAGGGCCUCUGCUGCACCCCCCAGUACCUUCCUGCUGAGGUGUAG
This is a messenger RNA of Eimeria mitis, 555 nucleotides long. RefSeq lists its product as uncharacterized. NCBI's taxonomy places the organism in Eukaryota, Apicomplexa, Conoidasida, Eucoccidiorida, Eimeriidae. The record is from RefSeq and is a predicted model, not a curated record. The transcript has 3 exons. Bases 1 to 555 code for a protein of 184 amino acids.